AUGUUGAGCUAUUGGCUACCGGUGAAAGCUCGGGGCGCUAGCCAGCGCCCGAGGCGCGUUUUCGUUUUUCUCGCAAUUCCGCAUAGUUUUGAAAACGGCUGUAACAGGGCAAGGAAAUGGGCUUAUCAGCCAAUCGGCAUCUCUCCCCUGCCGCACGGAGUUGCAUCCGCUUGGAAAUUCCAGGUGGAUGCAACUCCGAACGGCACACGGGCGCUCAAUGGGCGCUUAGUACAGCUGGUCAUCAUCAAUGACACAGAAGCAACUGACACAUACAAAGUCAUUCAACUGCAUGAGGUCACUGUCCUGAUGAUUCAUGUGAGCGCUGGCAGGCCACAGCAGCCAGCCAGCCUACAAGACUUUCCAAAACUACUGUAUGGUGAUUGGGACGGUCGUGCUCACGUGUAUUGUAACUCAGAUGUUGCCAAGCUCGGGCCGAGGUCGGCCACCAAGGGGACCUCUGGAACCGUGAAUGUCAAUUGGCAGCUUGGACCAGGGCAAGCACUUACUUGGUGCUCCGCCCUUGUCUACGCUGGAAGGUUGGGUGGGCCCGGCGUUAGCCAGGUGAACACGGAGGAAGAGAGCCACUGGGUGGGCGGGCUCCCUAACGACUGCAAUUACCUGCCUCACAAGUGGCAGAUAUGCCUAACACCGGAGACGUCCAUGAAUUUGAGAUGGGCUCAAAUCCGGCUCAAAUGCUGA
Molecule: messenger RNA, 699 nt
Organism: Rhodofomes roseus
Lineage: Eukaryota; Fungi; Basidiomycota; Agaricomycetes; Polyporales; Fomitopsidaceae
Exons: 7
Coding region: 1-699 (232 amino acids)
Source: RefSeq, a predicted model, not a curated record